This is a messenger RNA of Suillus fuscotomentosus, 1416 nucleotides long. RefSeq lists its product as uncharacterized. The transcript has 2 exons. The record is from RefSeq and is a predicted model, not a curated record. Bases 1 to 1416 code for a protein of 471 amino acids. NCBI's taxonomy places the organism in Eukaryota, Fungi, Basidiomycota, Agaricomycetes, Boletales, Suillaceae.
AUGGCGACUGCUGAGAGUCCAAAGAACGUCAGCAGACACUCGGAUCUUCUGACUACUCUCCCAGACGUUAUUCUGAGCCAUAUUCUCUGUCUCGUUUUUGACGAUGUGAACCAAUGCACUACCAACGCGCUCAUCAUGAACCGGCGUGUUUUCUCAUUGGCAAAACCUAUAUUCCUGUCCACGAUCGUCUUACACUCGGAGCUAUCAGUCUUACACCUCAUACACCGUUGUAUUUCCUCAAGUCAGACGAGCCUUACAGCUGCCGAUAGGGAAUACGUCAAGUGUAUCGAAGUCAAUUUCUUACCAUCAUCUCAACAGCAGACCCUCGCGGCACCCAGCGUACUCAGCGCUGCUACCCCUUUUCCAAACCUUCGCACUCUGAGGUUUCGUUUUAACAUUGGAGUCCCGUUGAUGUCGAGCUUGCCUACUCCAGAAAUUAACCAGCGACUUGUCGCAUAUACAGCCGCACACGCUCGUUGGCUAAGGGUGGAUUCGCCAUUAUUCGAUCUCUUAUCGAGCUUCAAGCCGCAGCGUUUCGAAUGGAUUUCUGAAGUUUCUCGUGGCCGAUCUAAGUUAGGCUCACGUGUGGAGGGAAUCGCAGCAUCUAUGGUCCGACCUAUUCAUGUUCUUGGUUUUCACGGUGCUUUCCGAGCUCUUAUCAAGCGCUGGGACAGUCUUACACACAUGUAUCUGGAUGGUAUCUGUCUGCUUGCCAAACACUGCACAUCGACCUUUCACCUUGCCCUCCUCGCAAAGCAUAUGCAUAUCACUGUGGAUUCUCAUCGGGACACCUUGCAUCUCUUUUCUUCAGCUCCCCACGUUUUUUUGGGAUCUCGCAAAUGCGAGAGUCUGGUGGUUGAGCGUCCUAGAGCGAAGAAAGAUCGGACAUCCAUCUAUAAUGCCGUUCUUAGACCUGGAACCUUACUUUCUUUUCGCGGCUUCUCAUCGGCUCAGUGCGCAUUGUUCAAGUACACGUUUUUUAGCACAGAGGACCAUCGAUAUCUCGGGCCGGUACCGCCAGAACAAGUUAUCCGAACCGUCAGGGCCGGGGUCCGCGAACUACGGGGGUUGAACAUUUCUUGGCCCACUUCAGGCAUGACAACUGUCACUCGCCCUUCGGGAAUUGCCUUGUCUCCUGACGAAGCUACUACUAGCCCUCCUACGCCCCGACAUUCGAAACCACGCCCUACCCUCGCUUCUGUCGUAUCAACAACUAGCUACUCCACCUACAUCAUUGGCUUCAUCGCUAUCCCUGUCGCUAUUUCCUUCACCAUCUUGUAUUUCAUGUCAUUACCCGCUAUCCACUAUCUCCAACGACGUCUUAAUGCUGCCUCCACUACGACUGCCUCUGUGGCUGCCUCUGCGCCUACCGCACCUCGGGACAGACCUCGAUCACGCGCAGCAUCGUCCCUUUGA